Molecule: messenger RNA, 2292 nt
Organism: Pteronotus mesoamericanus
Lineage: Eukaryota; Metazoa; Chordata; Mammalia; Chiroptera; Mormoopidae
Gene: PLAU
Product: plasminogen activator, urokinase
Exons: 11
Coding region: 126-1406 (426 amino acids)
Biological process (GO): plasminogen activation; fibrinolysis; regulation of cell adhesion mediated by integrin
Molecular function (GO): serine-type endopeptidase activity
Source: RefSeq, a predicted model, not a curated record
GCGAGGAGGCAGGAGCCCCAGAACCAGGCUGCGUGUCAGGGUUGCAACCUGUCCUCCCAGUCCCGGCGCCGUGCCCCUCCCGCCGCUGUUGCAGGGCCGCUGCCUGGAGCCCCAGCCUCGCCACCAUGAGAGUCCCCCUGGCGUGCCUGCUCCUCUCUGUCCUGGGCAGCCAAGACCUUCAUCCAGUGUCUGGUGCAUCAAACUGCAACUGUCUGAAUGGCGGUACAUGUGUGUCCUACAAGUACUUCUCCAACAUUCAGCGAUGCAGCUGCCCAAAGAAAUUCCAGGGUGAACACUGUGAGAUAGAUACAUCGAACACCUGCUAUCAGGGAAAUGGUCACUCUUACCGAGGGAAAGCCAACACUGACUUCAUGGGCCGGCCCUGCCUGACCUGGAACUCUGCAAGUGUCCUUCUAAAAACAUACCAUGCCCAAAGACCUGAUGCUCUUCAGCUGGGCUUGGGGAAACACAAUUACUGCAGGAACCCAAACAACCGGAGAAGGCCAUGGUGCUACGUGCAAGUUGGUGUAACGCCUGUUGUCCAACAAUGCAUGGUGCGAGACUGCUCUCUCAGACAAGCUACUACUUCUCCUCCUGAAAAAGAGUUUCAGUGUGGCCAGAAGGCUCUGAGGCCCCGCUUUAAGAUUGUUGGGGGAAAAUUCACCGACAUUGAGAACCAGCCUUGGUUUGCAGCCAUCUAUAGGAAGCAACGUGGAGGUUCUGUCAGCUACGCAUGCGGCGGCAGCCUCAUCAGUCCUUGCUGGGUGGUCAGCGCAACGCACUGCUUCGUUAAUUACCAGAAGAAGGAGGACUACAUUGUCUACCUGGGUCAGUCAAGGCGUAACUCCCAGGCACAUGGGGAGAUAAAGUUUGAGGUGAAAAAGCUCAUCUUGCACGAGGACUAUAGCUCUGAUGCACUUGCUCACCACAAUGACAUAGCCUUGCUGAAGAUCAGUUCCAGCUCGGGCCAGUGUGCUCAGCCAUCCCGGUCCAUACAGACCAUCUGCCUGCCCACAGAGUCGGACGAUGCUUAUUCUGGCAAAAGCUGUGAGGUCACUGGCUUUGGAAAAGAACAUACCACUGACUAUCUCUAUCCAGAGCAGCUGAAAAUGACUACUGUGAACCUGGUUUCCCACGAGGAGUGUAGUCAGCCCCACUACUACGGCUCUGAAGUCACCACCAAAAUGCUGUGUGCUGCUGACCCACUGUGGAAAACAGAUUCGUGCCAGGGAGACUCAGGGGGACCCCUGGUCUGCACGAUCCAAGACCGCCCGACUCUGACUGGGAUUGUGAGCUGGGGCCGUGAAUGUGCCAUGAAGUAUAAGCCAGGAGUCUACACGAGGGUCUCACGCUUCCUGAACUGGAUCCAUGCUAACACCCAGGAAGACAAUGGCCUAACCCUGUGAAUUGCCCCCCGGGAGCCACCCACUCCCAUGAUGACUGUCAUUUUCGCAAUAGGUCCAUCUGCACCAGCUAUAUAUAAGGAAGAGACUGAGGAAGAUAGGCUCUGCAGGGAUGGUUUUGCUUGUGCUGCCCGCCAGGGUGAGCAGCAAUAGCUUUACCCUCAGUGACAGGCCUGGGUGCUGGGCGCCCAGAUCCCCUCUGGCCAGGAUGGAGGGGUGGUCCUGAUCCAGGAUGGUACUGACCAGUAGUUUGUCUUUUUCCUGGAUUAAAGUCUCCUGGGGAUAAAAGUGGCAUCUCCUAUGCAUGGGAAGAAGACACAGCUCCCCCAACAGCUGGCCUGUUGUUGGGAAAUGAAUAAUUUCCCAAUUAGGAAGUGUAACAGAACUGAGGUCUCUUGAGGGAGCUUGGCCAAUGUGGGAACAAUGGUUUGGGGAGUAGGGACACUAAUGCCUUGAGGGAAAGGCUCUGACAUUCCAUGAAUGUAUCAGGAAAUAUUAUAUAUGCAUGUGUAUGUUUGCACACUUGUACACAGGCUAUGAGUAGUCAGUGUGAGUAAGAGCUAGUGUCCCUGUGUCUGAUUGAAAGUCUAGUUAUUUCUCUAAACUGUACCGACCGUGUUGUCACAUAGUAGUGGCUCUCAGGAGAGGUCAUGGGUCAUUCCUGGGGCUCUUGGGUCUCCGAUAUGAUGCCACUUAUGAAUGUGUCAUUUUGAGGCAUGGCCCAUGACCAGCAUUAAAAUUUCAGUUUCACUUUCACAUAAAUGUCCCUUUCUUGGCCAGUUAUCCCUUUUGAUCUUCCAGGCAAGUCCAUGCGCUCCUCACUGUGUGGGGUGAGGACCACUCCUGUACACUGAAUAUUUAAUAAUUAUAUUCUGCUAUUUUUAUUUAU